Molecule: messenger RNA, 3389 nt
Organism: Linepithema humile (Argentine ant)
Lineage: Eukaryota; Metazoa; Arthropoda; Insecta; Hymenoptera; Formicidae
Biological process (GO): lipid catabolic process
Molecular function (GO): lipase activity; protein binding
Source: RefSeq, a predicted model, not a curated record
GGGUGUGGUCAUUCGUCGUGGUGUUCGUCGCAGUGGUGUACGUGCGUGCGUGCCGAGCGUACGUGCGGACAAGAGAGACAACGUCCCUAUCUGUGCCUUUCGCGUGGUGGCGGUGCGGACGAUGCGCGCGUGCCGAUAACGAUAAGGCCGUCGCAGGGAUGUGUUUAGCAGGGGGUGCUCGGGCCCUGCUGCUCCUGGCGCUCGUGCUGGGCCAGCGUGCCGGCCGCGCCGAUGGCAAGAAUGAUGAUUACCAGAUGAGCGACGUCUGCAAGAAAUACUUCAUGCGGGAUCUCUAUAGGAAGAUAGACGGCGCCGUUCUUACCUCGCAAAAUGAGAGGGACCUCGAUUGCGCCAUUACUUUCCAGACUCAUAGCAUCCUCCAGCGGUUCAUGCUCCGAUUCGAUCAGCUGCAGUUAGAUUGCAACGACCAUCUCUACAUCUACGAUGGCGCGCAUGCGGUCGGCAGUUACAAGGCAGACCUAUCCUGCAGAAACACGAAGCAGACCGUGGGCGCGAUUUACACGCGCACCAACUUCGUGACGUUGAAAUACGUCACUGACGCCUGGGGCACCAACUUGAAUGGCUUCCGCCUCGUCAUCACGGCCGUCAAAGAUCCGAAACACACUUGCAAGGAUUUCCGAUGCACUCAGAAUGAAUUCUGCAUCGAGACGGAUCUCCUUUGUGACGGCGUGAACCAUUGCGGCGACGGAUCCGACGAGGCCACCUCCACCCUUUGUGCCAACUCCGAGGCAUCGACGAUUUUAGGCAUGCAGACUACUUGGUUCGCCGUCGCCCUUGUUUUUCUGAUACUCUGCAUGGGCGGCCUGGUAAUGGCGGCGGUACUCUGCUUUUGCAAGCAGCGUGUUCCUACCCCGAGGCACCCCCAUAACGCGCACAAUGCUCAGUCUCAUCCUCCAGUCAGCUUCCCAUGGAUUCCAAGCUCGUUGAGGCUCGUCCAGUAUGUGCUGUCACUCUGUCGUGGAGUUUCGCCUGUGACAAGCGACCGAUCGUUGCGGCAACCAGUUCCCGCCGGACAGUCGUUUGGAAUCACUCGCAGACGUAUCUUCGCGCGGUAUCGCGGUCAAAGUGGAACUUCCGGCGGAUCCGAGAUGACGACUACCAGCCAGGUUGGUGGUUGCUCACCAACUUGGAAGAUUUUUCUAACUUUCCUCGUGGUCGCCGUUGAACUCGCCGCAGCCGCGAGUACGCAGACCUUUGUUGUCAGCAAUACAGUGGACAAUAACCAGUUAGGUAAGGACUUCUUUAUCGGACCGUGCCUGGUGAAUACUAAUCAGACGUGUCCCGAUGAGGAAGUGACUUUCUUCCUUUACACCGAGCACAAUACGGAAGAGGGCCAACAACUGUUGGUGAACGACACCGACUCGAACUUGGCCGAUACCAACUUUGUUGCGGCGUUGCCCACGAAGAUCAUCGUGCACGGUUACAAUUCGGACAUGCAGUUAAGCUACUUGGUGGACAUCAAAACCGAGUACUUGAAGAGGGGCGGUUACAAUCUCAUAGCGGUCGACUGGCACCGUCUGGCGGCGGCACCGUGCUAUCCCGUAGCCGUCCACAAUGUGCCGCAUGUGGGUGACUGUCUGGCGCAGCUUGUCGAACGUUUGAGAGAUUACGGCGCCAGGGACAUCCACGUGAUCGGCUUCAGUCUGGGCGCCCACGUGCCGGCAUUCGCAGCUAACGUACUGCACCCGUAUCAACUCCCAAGGAUCACCGGUCUCGAUCCGGCGAUGCCGCUCUUCAUCACCGUCGGCAAGGACGAGAAGCUUGACGCGAGUGACGCCGAAUUUGUUGACGUGCUGCAUACCAACGCUUUCGUUCAGGGCAAGAUCGAGCCGAGCGGCCACAUCGACUUUUACGUAAACGGCGGAGUAAACCAGCCGGGAUGUUGGGGAGAAGGAAAUCCUUUCGGAUGCAAUCAUCACAGAGCGGCGGAAUAUUUCUCAGAAUCGAUCAACUCGAAAAUCGGUUUCUGGGGCUGGCCUUGCCCCGGCUUCGUGGCUUAUCUUCUGGGACUCUGUCCGCCGAGAUUUCCCGCGGUGCUGAUGGGCGAGGAUGUCAAUAGGAGAUAUCGGGGGUUUUAUCUGGCAAAGACAAAGGCGCAGAGCCCGUACGCGGAAGGAAUGUUCACAGUAGAAGAUUUCUACCAUCAAGAUAUUUACCAGUGAUUACGUUACACGCAAAUGACUGCUCUUGGAAAAUACGACGAGAUCGAACGUAUACAGUAGAGGAUUUCUACCAUCAAGAUAUUUACGCAGUGAUUACGUUACACGCGAGUGACUAUUCUUGGAAAAUACCAAGAGAUCUUCAAAGACUCCGUGAAAAUCGAUGAAAUGUGAAAGGAGAGCAAUAUCCCUACGAAAAUGUAAAAGACUGUUCCUAUUAACACUACAUCGCGUGACGAGAAGAUUGAGAUAUCCCAAUGGUGCCAAGUACUUUGUUUAUAUUUAUUCCUAACAAGUUCUACACACAUUCUACACACUAUAGCGAAUAGAGUAUGCUUGAAGAUAAUAUAGUUAAUAUAAAAGAUUAAGCUAGUGCGCUUAGAGUUUAAAAAAAUUACGUAACUUCUCAAUUUACUCUAGAAAGUAACAUGUGAUGAUCUGCUGCCAAUAUGCAAAAUACACAAUUGUUCAAAUAAAUACACAGUUCAUCACGCCGCAAAAUGUCUCAAGGAAGAAUGUGACAACAAAAUGAAUAACUGAGAACAAUUGCCAAUUUUUUUUGUAGUUCAUAAAAUAUUAUAAUUGUCAUAUCGAUUACACCAGUUGAAUAUAAUCGAUGGUCGACGUUGAACGGAAUCCCGUGAGACGUUUUUUUGCUGACUUUAAAACAUGUUACGGCUUUGCAAAUCUGAUGCUACGCAAGAAGGUUUGCUACCAUAUCAAGGUCAGACAACUGCUGAGACCUGCUAAUCGAUAUUCACCAAACCGGAGAAGUGGGACGGACAUGACUGCAACAUGCUCGUAUAGAGCAAUUUCUUAUCGAUCCGAUACGAAGGGCGGUCAAAUAAAUAAAAGUAUUUAAUCAUAUCUAUAUAUUGAUUAUUAGUCCAUUUGUCUUUCUAUUUAUCUAUCUAUUUACUUGUCCGUCUAUUUAUUCAUCUGUUUCUCUUCUAACAUAUUUUGACGGCAAUGAUAUUGUACUGCCGAGAUUUAAUACCGCCGAAUUUUUGGGCUUGUGAUAAAUUUUUCUAAUCAAUUUUGCUUCUCGCUAUUUAUUAUUUUGUGAUAAUUUCUCAAUAAUAAGCAAACAUAUAUAGCUGCGUUUUGUGCUAAAAUAAGUGUACACCAAUACGCCUGAUACUAUUGUAUUACACAAUAUAAUGGAAAGAAAUAAGAUCAAUAAAUGAUAAUGCGAUAUAUUGCACAGGA